AUGCCGAUCUGCAUCGAGUGCCGGCACCCGGUCAAGACGCUGUGGACCAAGUACUCGGGCGCGGGCGACCCGUCGAGCGGCCACAACAUCCGCCUGACCGUGUGCAAGAACUGCGGCCGCUUCUGCGACAAGUACGUCGAGCACGACUUCGUCGUGCUGUUCAUCGACCUCGUUCUGAUCAAGCCGCAGGUCUACCGCCACCUCCUGCACAAUACGCUGAUGCGCGAGGGCGACCAGUUUGACGGGAACGUACAGCCGUCCAUCAUCCGCCUCGGCACUCUCCUACUGCUUUUUGACGUGUACUUGACAUGGGCCCGCGUCGAGAAGCAGGCCACGCCUGACACGCCCAGCGGCAGCAACCUGGGCAGCCUGGCGCAGCAGCCCAUCGUGCUGCAGUACCUAUUCUUCCUGAUCCUCUGCACCCUGUCGACGCUCGCCUUCCACCUCUCGAUCCGGUUCCUGACGUCGUCGGCGUACUCGCCGCUGGCGGUGCUGGGCGGGGGGCGGCUGGCGCGGUCGGCGCGGCCGAACUCGGUGUCGACGGCGCUGCUGGUGUCGUCGUCGACGAAGCUGUUCCCGAUCCUGAUGGUGGUGUGGGACUACGACGUGCCGGCGGCGGCGCGCAGCCUCGGCUGGGCCGUCGUCGCCAACAACGUCGAGGCGCUCGCCAUCCUGCUCGACUGCGGCUACCCGGCCGCGCUGCUGCUGGCCGCCGCCGGCGCGACCGCCCGCUGGCUCGUCGCGCGCGCCGUGCUCGCCGUCGUCGGGCUCGACGGCCUGCUCGGCGACGGCGGCGGCGGCGGCGGCGGGGGGACCGCCGGCGCCGACGAGGGCAUGGCGCUGUGGAGCCUGCUCGUGUACGCGCGCGAGUGGGCCGCGAGGCUGGCGCUCGUGUGAGGACCGGGAUGUUGGGGGAGGGAAGGAAAGAGAAUUAGACUAGAAGAGACGAGACG
Messenger RNA from Durotheca rogersii, 953 nucleotides. Its product is annotated as Arv1-like protein. Bases 1 to 897 code for a protein of 298 amino acids. Lineage: Eukaryota; Fungi; Ascomycota; Sordariomycetes; Xylariales; Xylariaceae. The record is from RefSeq and is a predicted model, not a curated record. The transcript is spliced from 4 exons. Gene Ontology annotation, biological process: sphingolipid metabolic process; regulation of plasma membrane sterol distribution; sterol metabolic process. Gene Ontology annotation, cellular component: cortical endoplasmic reticulum; Golgi apparatus.